Bactrocera tryoni is the source of this 1474-nucleotide messenger RNA. RefSeq names its product protein phosphatase 1 regulatory subunit 7 (gene sds22). The transcript has 2 exons. The record is from RefSeq and is a predicted model, not a curated record. Lineage: Eukaryota; Metazoa; Arthropoda; Insecta; Diptera; Tephritidae. The coding region runs from base 92 to 1108 and encodes 338 amino acids. Gene Ontology annotation, molecular function: protein binding.
CUGUGGCAACACUCCCAUUGUAGCUAUAUGAUUUCGCAUUAGUUUUUAUUCAUAUUUGCGGGAUUACUGACUUUAAACAAGAUACUAAGCUAUGGCAGAUGGGAACUCAGCAGAAAAUGGGGCAUUGUCAGAUAUCACGAAAUCUGACACCUCUAUUGACACAAUCUCAAAGACCCCAUCUAUUGGACCGCCUGUGGAAACAGAAAUUAUUGAAGAGCCACUUCCUUCCAUAGAAGAUGUUGUACUAAUUGAUCCAGAAUGUUUAGAAUUAGAUCUGAACCAUCAUCGUAUUGAAAAGCUAGAGAAUUUUGAACCUCUGAAAUGCAUUGAACGUCUUUAUCUACGCUGGAAUCUUAUAAAGAAAAUUGAAAACCUCGACACAUUGACAACGCUCCUGGAACUAGAACUUUACGAUAACCAAAUCACUAAAAUUGAGAAUCUAGAUACAUUAGUAGAUCUAGAACAGUUAGACUUGAGCUUCAACCGUUUAACUAAAAUAGAAAAUGUAGAUAAAUUAGUUAAUUUGGAAAAGAUUUUCUUAUGUGCUAACAAGAUACAAGUUAUUGAAAACUUAGGCAUGUUAACUAAUUUGACUAUGCUGGAAUUGGGUGAUAACAAAAUUCGUAAAAUACAAAAUAUUGAAAUGCUGGUAAAUCUACGCCAACUGUACCUUGGCAAGAAUAAGAUAACUAAAAUUGAAAAUUUGGACACAUUGGUCAAUCUGGAAUGUUUAAGUUUACAAGCUAAUCGUAUUGUUAAAAUCGAGAAUUUGGAUAAGUUAGUUAAUUUGACUGAACUUUAUUUAUCGGAAAAUGGUAUAGAAAUUAUUGAAAAUUUAAAUUCAAAUACGAAUUUGGAAACUUUAGACUUGGCCAAAAAUAGGUUGAAAUCGAUAGACAACGUUGCCGAUUUAAAAGAACUAGAGGAAUUAUGGCUAAAUGAUAACAGUGUUUCCGACUGGAAAAAUAUUGAAAAUCUAAAAGAAAAUACAAAGCUUAAAACUAUUUACUUGGAACACAAUCCCGUAGCCACAGAUAAGAUGUAUCGCUUCAAGUUGCGUUCCAUUUUGCCAUGGCUUGAAAAAAUUGAUGCCACUCUAUGUCGGUAAAAAUGCAUAUCUCAAGUAAUUUUCAUGUACUAAUAAAAUAUCAUUCAAUAUGAAGAAAAUUGGAAACUUAAAAAAAAUUAAUUCUGAACCUAGUUUUAAUUUUUCGAAAACCUGGCAGCAAAAAUUCAAUUUCCAGAUUCUUCUAAUAUUUCUAAAAUAUUUUCAUUACUUUACUGGUGAUCCGCGUAAGUGCAUUUUAAGCGUCUAUCAUUUUCAAUGGAAAUUAGUCAUAUCUGACCCUUACAUUCAAAUGUAUGCAUAGACCGCUGGAUGUGUUUCUAAUUUGGUGACUAACUCAUAGAUAAGUAUUUGUAAAGCUAAUAAACAACAUUUGAAUAAAGAUUUCACAACAUAUACAAAACAUAA